AUGGCUGAGGCAAAGAGACAAUACUCGCUCGGGCACGGCCCUACGGGAGGCCACGUCCCAAUGAGAGCGGGCAAAAUCUUUGACAUCAUGGACGUCAAUGAAGUGAUCACGACGUGGUUGCUGACUAGAGCGUGGGGCGCGAGCGCCAUAGCGGCUGCGACAGCAACGUCAUGUUCACUCUCAAUGAUGCUGGCCCAGGUAGUCGCAUUACUGCUGCUGCUGCCGAGCUACGGAUGGAGACGACGCCCUUUUGGGACGUCUGGCAGGACCAGGCCAACGUGGACCCGCAUUAUCCUCUUCGUGUCGGUAAUCAAGGGGGCACAAGCAGGACUCGACGAUGUCGGCAAAGGAAAAUGCAGCCAAACUGGAAUACCACUCCCGACAGACCUGGAGCUCUGGAUGAGUGGACAGGCGACGAUGAGGGAGCAGCUUGCAGCUGCCUUCGAAAUGCACGUGGCGUCCAUACCGCUGGGACACAACAGCGAAGUGGCGCCGCCGCCGGAGUUCGCAGUGCCUAUACCGGAGCCACCUCCGCCGCCUCCGCAGUUACAACCCCACGAGCACUGGAUCAACAGGGAGGAACCAGCCACGACCCACAUCUCUUUCUGGAUCUGCGCACCCUACUAUGAGUCCAUGUCUUUAGAUGUGGCAAUGAGCUUCCCCCUCACGCCGAAUCGCGUCUUUGAGGCUAUCCAGAACUCAGCGAUCGACAUGCCAACUGACUUGCUGGACCACCCGGUAGCCAUCACCCCCCAACCCGACGAGGCCUACGGCGCGGUGAUGAUGAUACCGACAUGGGUCAGAAUGUCUGGUAAAACCGCUGUGGUCCUGGACGGCAGGCGUGUGGGAUCUGGAAUUUUCGCGGCCUAUUUCGAGGGCCCCCUCACAAGACGAGCUCUGCUCCAAAAAGUCGGGGCGGGAAUGGAUGAUGGCAUCGCUGUUUUCCUAUUUGGCUCGCUGCAGCCGAUGAAUGAUGACCAAAGGGAGCAGCCAAACCAGGGUGGACUCAUCCUUUUCCAUCGACAAGGAGAAGUACCAGAGUGGGCCUCGGAGCUGAGCACGAGAAUGGACGAUCCUGGCAGAUGGCGGCCGGAAGUCGACCAUCCACAACACCUACCGGGCCGCCACAUCGAGUUCCAAGGGGAGGAGCAGACAUUCCUACACCAGCUCGACAGGACCGUAGCCCCCGAUCCGCAGCGGAUGGCGGACCACGCUUUUGGCACCCAACAAGGCGAAGUUUGGCUCAGAGCCCCUACACAGCGGCCAAUGAGGAUGUACGCACGGGGAAAAAGAGUGCACUCCAUCAUUGCGGUCCUUGGUACAGCAAGAUACCCCAGGGACAGCACGAGGGUCGUCUUCCUUGAUACCAGGCCCCUAGGACUAUGGCCGCAAUGGGUGGCCUUGGCUGGGGACUUCAUGAACCCGGGAGCGUACGCCGAGGGACUCCAAAUCCCCUACGUCGAGGGAUACUCCUUGAUCGUCAAGGGAGGACGUCGAUGUCGAGAUGGAGUCAGGAUCCGUGUCCUGGAUGGGGAGGUCAUUGAGCUACUCCUCAAAAGGACUGAAGAGGUCGCACCAACGUCAUCUAGCUUUGAGCCAGACUCAGACGAUGAUGAUGGGGACAGUGGGGACGACAAUGAUGACAACGACCACCCCAUGCCCAACUCCAGUGACUUCUCAGACCCCUCACCGCCAGCAGAAGGAGGACCAUAUGGUCCCCCGCCACCCAGACCGGUCAAUGAAGACAGGAGUCGCUCUCCGAGGAGAGAAGAACAGGGCCAAGGAGGACCGAACGAGCCCCACAAGGAAGCUCAAAUGGCACCUAUGGACGACUCAGCCACUGAGUCUGGCCUACCAGUGGGAGACGGCCAGCUACCAUCCGCCUCAGCUGUUCUGCGACUGGCAGAGCACCUGCCACCGGUCCAGUACAACCUCACGGACCAUGCCCUCGAACUCCCCCACUCCGUGGAGCAAAUCAACCGGCUCAGACAACCAUGGCCCACGGACUGGAUGGAAGUCGACCUGCAGCACCUCCCACUGCAUCCAGCGGCAAAGAAGGCUGCCCAGGAAACAGUGACAGCGGAGGAUCUGCUGCAAGACAAGACUGGUGAACCGAUUGAGUUCCUGCUCUACACUGAUGGGUCAGCAAGCUGCCAACACCGUACCAGUGGCUACGCGGUCAUUAUAUUGGUCCAGAUAGGGGCGGCGGUGGCUAUUCUUGGAGCCCUCGGGGGAAGACUUGGAGGAAACCCGAACAGCUACUGGCCCAUCGAAGACCCCCUCGCGCUGAAUGCAGAGCAGGUUGCGGUUGCAGCCGCGCUGUUGUGGAUCCUACAAAUGCACACACAGCUGACAGCUCUGAGCUGCACAGUGCGAUACGACUGUCUCGUUGCUGGAAUGGCAGCGGAAGGCAGAUGGACAACGCCGAAUGAUCUGGGUGCGCGCACCCACAGCCUGGAGCUAGCUCUGCGUGAGAUGCCGGGAGUAAAACUCACCAUGGAGCAUGUUCGGGCGCAUCAGGGUGACCCGUGGAAUGAAUGUGCUGAUGGGGUGGCGAAGCUAUUGGCCAACCGAGAACUGGAGCUGAUGGAACCACCCGGCGGGGCUGGCCAAUGUUUCCUACGAAGCAACCUCCAAUGGAUGGCCACAGAGCUCGCCGCCUGGCGAACAGGUGCCCUUCCCAUCAACAAUGGACGACUGGUCUGGGAGGACAGGCCCUUCGAGGAAUUCUCCCUCCAGCCUAACGACCUGAUCCCGAUCAACGAGUGCCCGGAGAGCUCAGGCGACGAGGCUAGACCCUUCCAAUUGAGGGCGGCUACAGUCAACAUCCAAGGUAUGGGAGGCAACUACCCGUAUGUUGAUGAGCAACUCCACCGCCUCGACUUAAAUCUUGUCUGCAUUCAGGAAGUCAAGGGCAGGGAGGGGCUUUGCCUCGGCAGAAACUACCUCCGCCUGUCCACGGAAUCCGACAAGUACUGGGGAGCGGCGAUUUGGAUCCACAGGGUCCGAGGCCUCAUGACAGUACAGGGCCAGCCAAUGCAUGUCUUGGAGCAGGACAUGAACAUCCUCCACCAGUGUCCGAGGAUUUUGGCUGUUUUGAUCAACAAGAAUGGCCACAAGAUCCUCGUCAUCUCUGCGCACUGCCCGCACGCUGGCCGGGAAGAUGAUCGCAAGAAGUUCAUGGACGCAAUCCGCCCGCUCUUCAUGCAGGCCAAGCAUGUGGAUUUGGCCCUGGUGGGAAUUGAUCUUAACGGCAGGCUACCGACCCCGUUCCCACCGGCCACAGGCAACCUUGAGUUUGAUGAGCCCGAUCAAGGGGGACGAGAGAUGGCCAAUCUUAUGGUGGACGCGGGGUUGUGGGCGCCUUCCACCUACAGGGAGCUGCACGCUGGAGACCCGGCGACCUAUGUACACCCAAGUGGAGCUGAAAGUCGCAUCGACUAUAUCAUGCAAGGAGGCAAGGGCCAGGUGUACAGGGCCAAAACCCAUGUCAAUCGUGGCUUUGACACGGGAAGCCCGAACCUGGACCAUUGGAUGCUCCAAAUCGAGCUGGAAGGCAAUAUGGCCAGGAGCAAAGGAGGAAAAACUCUUUGGAGACAGAAGUUUGAUGUCGACAAGAUGCACACCCAGGCAGGCAAGGACGUGCUGGUCCAGGCUUGCAUGAAAUUUCCGCAGCCAGCUUGGAAUGUGCACCCGGAUCGUCACUGUCUCCUCUUCCAGAGCUACUACCAGGAUGUGCUGCAGCAACACUUCAGGCUGCCGACCACCGGUAGGUCUUCCUACAUACCGGAUGCAGCGUGGGCCCUACGCGACGGAAAGAUGGCUAUGAAGCGAGCUACCAAGUAUCGCUUCGCCCUGUGGGGCGAGCUCAAACGACAGGCCUGGCGAGGCUUGAAAGGACAGAGCCACCAAGUCUUGGACAGUGUGGCCAAGCAUAACCUCAUGUUUGAGAUGGCGGCGACUGCGAUCAAGUUUGCCACGGCCCGAAUUAAGAAGCUCAUCACCGUGGCCAAGGCAAAGAUGCUAGAUGGUGUCGUUGCCACCGGGCCCCAGAACGUUGCGGCCGUCUUGCAGCGAGCCAAGAAGGCGGGAGUUGGCGGCAGAAAGUCGCGCCCGGUGCAGCGACCACUACCACAGCUCCUUGACCCCAGCACCGGCGAGCGUGCUAAAGAUCAAGCUGACCUUGACAAAAUCUGGCUCAACUACUUCGGGCAACAGGAGUACGGAGUGAUAUACAGCGUUGAGGAGUUUCUCAAGCAGUCUGUCGACUAUGGGGGAGAUGUGGCGGAACAGUGGAUGCCGGAACAUCUGCCAUCCCUGCAGGAUAUAGAGCAGACUCUUCGAGAAAUCCCGCGAGGCAAAACUGGAGGCAUUGACUCCCUGCCCAGCGACCUGUUCAAUGCAUGCCCAAGACACCUCGCAGGUGUACUACAGCCCCUCUACCUCAAAAGCCUCCUAUGUCAUCGGCAACCACUGCAGUGGAGAGGAGGCUUGCUGUAUGAGGCCUAUAAAGGGACGGGCACACAGGCACGGGUUGAGAACUUCCGAAGCCUCUUCAUAUCCAGCUUCGCAGGCAAGGCGCUGCAUAAAGCUCUCCGCCGGAAGGUGCAGACGUGUGUGGAAGACACGCUGCAUCCGCUACACUUUGGGCCCCGCAAAGGGGCCCCGGUCCUUUUUCCGGCCAUCUAUGUGGCGGCUCACGUGCGGCACUGCAAGGCGACGAAGCAGUGCAUGUCCCUGCUCUUCAUAGACUGCAGGGCAGCCUAUUAUAGGAUUGUCAGAGAGUUGGCCACUGGCACCCUGACAAACGACGCGGAGAUCUACCAGCUCUUUGCCAGAUUUGGUCUGGAGCCCUCUGACAUGGCAGACCUGAUGGAGCUGAUCACCUCAGGCGGCAUGUUCAGACAGGCGGACAUUCCGGAGCCUAUACAUAGGGCCACGUGUGACUUUCACAUGGCCACUUGGUUCAUCACCAAGUACACACAGGGAGAAAGUCUGGUCGAAGCAAAAGCCGGUAGUCGCCCAGGGGAAGCGUGGGCGGACACUCUGUUUGCAUUUAUAUAUGCAAGAGUGUUACAUCGAGUCCACGAGCACUUGGUCGCGGAGGACAUCCUUUUCCAGGUGGAGUGGGACCCGGACAGUGGAGUGUGGGCGCGGCCUGGACAAGGAACCCAGGUAGAAACCUGGGAUGGAACCUGGGCGGACGACACGGCCGUCCCACUCAGAGCAGACACCGCGGAGGAGCUCAUGAGCAAAACCCGGCGGCUAUGCUCCAUUAUGGUCAGCACCCUUAGGUCGCAUGGGCUCGACCCGAACCUCAAACGAAACAAGACCAGCUUGCUUCUCGGGCUGACGGGACCAGGUUCCAAGAAGGUCCGCCGCCGUGAGUUCGCGGACGGCCGACCGGAACUUCUGAUCGAAGACAUCGGAGAAUCUAUCCCUGUUGUCGACAGCUACAAGCACCUGGGCGGCAUGAUCGAUGCCAAUGCCACCUUCUCCCAGGAGGUGCGACUGCGAUUGUCUUUGGCAGCCGGGGCCUUCGAUGAAGGCAAAAAGCUUUUGCUGCAGAACCAGAGGCUCCCCAUUGACACGCGUGGGCGCAUCUUUGACUCAACAGUCGCGGCAACGAUGCACAACCUUGCGCUGUGGAUUCCCCAGGGGACCCAGUGGCAGAAGCUGGCAGACGGCUAUGCCAGACAGGUCCGGCGGCUGCUGGGACGCGACAUCAAGGGCGAGACGGUUUUCCACCUACCUACGCCAGCGGCGCAUAUCAUCACUGGGUGCUGGCCACUUGAACUGCUAGCAUACCGCGCCCGACUAAGCCUCCUUGCCUCGCUAGCCAAGGCAGCUCCUCCGGUCCUGUGGGCCAUGCUGCAGGAAGAGCAGACUUGGUUUCGGCAGCUCCAGGCUGACUUGAGUUGGCUUAUCGAGGGAGAGGAGAUGAAAUGGCCUGCUGCUGUGGCAGCGGAGUGGCCUCAGUGGUGGAACCUACUCCGGCACUCUCAGGGAAGGAUCAAAAGGAGCGUUGACAGACGCAUGAGAAAGGACUUCGAGAACUACAAGGAUAGGGAAUCUGCCGACUUGUGCCUAUGGGCCCUCCGACGGAGCAUGCCACCAGAGAAGCUUCCUGAUACACGGGAGAUGGCGUGGCGCUGCCGCAUGUGUGACAAGAUCUUUGGGAAAAGAUCUGGCCUGAGCGUUCACUUCUUUUCGGUACAUCGAAGGAAGGCGGAGUACCGGAAGUUUGUGACGGGCACACAGUGCCUGGCAUGUGGCCGCCAAUACUGGGCCACUGCGAGGCUGGAGGACCAUCUUCGGGCCUCACACCGCUGCGUACAAGUACUACGUGCUCGAGGAGAAGGCCAAGAUGAGGUGGUGCCAGGCUACGGCAGUCGUCGCAGACGACAAGAAGUGAAAGAGCACUUCACCCCUGCUCCGCCCAUCCCGCAGGGCGAAAGCAACCAGCAGGCUUCGAUGGAAAAGGUGAUGAAUGCGUGGGAGGAUGAAGCUCACCGAGAGCUCACGGCCGCCCUCCUCGACGUCACCGUAGCGACCAAAGAACGCAACAUCAUCGAGGACAUCAACAAGGUCUUCAAGGGUCACCCCCUCUACCCGGAGGAGAUCCUCCACGUCACUGAGCAGGCCAUGGACGAGAUCGACGUGAUCCAGGGAGAUCCGGACCUACGCCAGUGGAACGAAGAUCAAGUGGAGGCGAUGAAGGAUGCCCUCCAAGCAAUUCGAAACCCGCCAGCUACUGGUGGCGGGAACCAAGGCCUGGGGAAGGUGGACACCUACCAGGACUUCAAGAAGCAGGUCGAGACCCUCCAGUGGCAGCGAGCUGCUGGAGUGGAACAGCAAGGACACGAGACCCCGGAAGAAGUUGCCUACGAACUGGGAGACGGCUGGGAAGCUGCUUGGCGUCUCUACAGGGGCAACUUGCCCGCAGCAGCCGUGGCCGAAGACCUACUGAGGCUGCUUCCACCGGAGCUAAGACAGCUCUGGGAACGCCUUCAUCAGGGCGCAUUAGUGACCCUGCGAGCCCCAGAAGCAGAGGCUGGCGAUCAGUCCCUGAGCCGGUGGUGCAGCCGGCGUCGGCGUACGACCGAGGAGGAGGGGCAGACCCUCGUUGUCUCUGCAGCCGAUGCAGAGGCGGCUGCUGCAUCAUCCGAACAGGCUUUUUCAGGCCGGCGUUCCUGGUCGCCUCGCGAGGAUCAGGCGCCAGCAGCGGUGCUUGGUGCGGAAUCUCCAGUCGAUGCCGAGGGCGAGGAAGAGGAGGAGACCCAGCAAAUGGGCUCGGAGGAGGGCUGGCGAUGCUGCAAGCGCCGCCGCCUCGAGGACGCUGCAGAUACCCCGGAGGAUGAUGAGGAGCUGGAAGUCGAAGAAGAGCCUCCCGCAGAUUUGGAGGAGGAGGCAGAUCCUGUCAACAUCGGAGACCAAGAGGUACUUGAAACUGCCUCGGCGGCCGCAGCAGCAGAAGUAAGCGAGGAGCCUGCAGAUACGGCCGAAGCUCCUGCCGAUUUCGGCGAGGUCGCCGAGGUCGUCGACACCCCACUGGCCGCCGACGGCUACGAGGAUGAGGAGAUGGAUGCCGGACUCCCCGACUUUGCACUCCCCGACUUCUCCCUGCCGGAGGAGGCGCUGCAGACGAUGUCUCUAGGCAUGGGUGCCUUCUCCUGGCCGAAUGCAGAGCAGAGGUACGGCUACGCUGACGUGGCCGGGCCAACAGCGCUGAUCGGCAAGAAGAUGCUGCCGGUGCUGACUUGGCAUGACUCCGAAGGGCAGGAGCAGAAGAUGUGCGAGUCGAAGGAUAUCAUCGAAGCAGUGGAGUCUACGGCAGAGUCUACAAGAGGAGGUCGGCUGAUCAAGCGCCGGACCGGCAGGAAAGACCUCAAGGCUUGGCAGACGAGGCUGCGGCGAGUGAUGCAUGGGCUGACGAGGCCCCGACUCCUUCAGAUGCCUAUCAAGGAUUUCGCCAGAGAGGAAGACAGGAAGUACCAGAUGGACAAGUACACUGCCAAAGGCUUCAGCUAUGAAAGAGCACUGGCCGAUACGGAGAAGCUGGCACCAAAAGUGAAUACACUCUUGCUCGAGUUUGAAGAGCUCCUACGAUCAGACAAAGCGCUGAAUGCAUUCGGCCAUUCCUGGGACGACCUGUACGUGCUGCCCUCCCUGCGCGUACUGACCUGUGUGAAAUCUCUUGUCUGGCCUACAAAGGUCCGAGCUUAUGUGGAGCAGAACCACGCUGACGCCGGUGUGGCAUGCUACUUCGAGCAUGCAUGCUGA
Molecule: messenger RNA, 8283 nt
Organism: Symbiodinium sp. CCMP2456
Lineage: Eukaryota; Dinophyceae; Suessiales; Symbiodiniaceae
Source: the annotation of a GenBank genome assembly